AUGGCGACAGAGAACAAUUAUGUUAAGCCUGCCAUACCUAGAUUCGAUGGUCAUUAUGACCAUUGGUCUAUGCUUAUGGAAAACUUCUUGCGGUCAAAGGAGUAUUGGGGCUUGGUAGAGAGUGGGAUUCCGGUAGUAACAGAUGGAGUUGAACCCAUGGAGGCACAGCGCAAGGCCAUUGAAGACGCAAGAUUGAAAGACCUAAAGGUGAAAAAUUACCUUUUCCAAGCCAUUGACAGAACAAUUAUGGAAACGAUUCUCAUCAAAGAGACAGCCAAGAACAUUUGGGACUCAAUGAGGCAGAAGUACCAAGGUUCUACAAAGGUGAAGAGAGCUCAGCUGCAGGCACUUCGAAGAGAGUUUGAGGUGCUCCAAAUGAAAGAUGGAGAGACGGUCGAUGAAUACUUUGCUCGGACAUUAACCAUUGUCAACAAGAUGAAAGCUCAUGGUGAAAGAAUGGAGCAGCUUGUGAUUGUGGAGAAAAUUCUAAGGUUGAUGCCUGUCAAAUUUAAUUACGUGGUGUGCUCCAUAGAAGAAUCCAACAAUCUCACCACAAUGUCUAUUGAUGAACUACAAAGCAGCCUGCUUGUUCAUGAGCAAAGAAUGCGUAUCCAUACCGGCCAGGAGCAAGCUUUGAAGGUGUCAUAUGAAGACGAAGUUGGAGGACGAGGAAAAUGA
Messenger RNA from Rosa chinensis, 678 nucleotides. RefSeq lists its product as uncharacterized. The transcript has a single exon. The record is from RefSeq and is a predicted model, not a curated record. NCBI's taxonomy places the organism in Eukaryota, Viridiplantae, Streptophyta, Magnoliopsida, Rosales, Rosaceae. Bases 1 to 678 code for a protein of 225 amino acids.